CACAUCCGGCUGGGAAAAUUAAUAGAAAAACACAAGAAACCUGCAAAAAACUAAUAGUGCGAGUGAGACGGCAGGACAACAAACAAUCUUCUCACUCAAACUAUCAAUUUUGAGGUUAAGAGCGAAAUUCCCAGAAAAAUCCCUGGAAUCAGCAAAAAACGGGCUUCCUUUCGCGGAAUAACGUGCUUGAUCAGUUUUACAGUUGCGCGUCAGUGGUGUAGAAUGUCCAGUGAGACUAAAUCUUCUGGAAAAUCAUCGGGGGAAUCGAAAGAUUACGUGGCUCAACUUAUUAGUCCAUACAGUACAUCUGAUACACCGGAUUUGGAUUCAUCUCGCCGUCAGGCGUACGCUUGUUCCAAAUUUAUGCUGUACAUGGAAGUUGGUGAGGAUAGUUUGCAGCUGGAGACGCACGCAAAGAGACUUCACAAUCUCCGGAAGGAGUUGUCCUACUUGAAGAAGACUGAGUGGAAAUAUGAUCCAAUUGACAAGCUAAUCGGGCAGUCGUAAAGUAUUCUGUGUUAAUUUGGGGAAUUUCCGGGGGAGGGAUAAAGAAAGAACUGAAAAAAAAAAAUGAAUACUCUGGAGAUGGUGUUGGAUUUGGCCUUCUCGCACUACCUUCGGACACGUCCGGAGUAUGCGCAGAAGAAGCUAGAGGAGGCCCUGAAGAAGCUAGAAGGGCCAGAUGAUGAUGAUGCUGAGCGCAGGGAAGAGGAGGAGCGUGAGAAACGCUACCGGGAGGAGCUGAAGCGUUCCGGAGAGUGUGUAAAGAAACAGGGAUGGGUCACGAAGCUCCUUCCCUCGUACGGGGUGAUUGACAACAACUUCCGCUUCGAGAUUGACCUGAUUAAGGAGUUUACAAACUUUGCUGAGGGUUGCCGGGUGAGCUAUCUCGCCUACAAACAGCCCGAUGGCAUUGUGAAGGUCGUAAAGAUUGAUUCAGUGCUGCAGGAGGCAUGGGAACGUGGGAACUUCAAUGAGCAGAAGAUCUUUGAACAAAAUCUCGAGGAAUUCUACGGGACGCAUCUUAGGAAGAUCAACGGCACUGUGGUGAGUCUUUUUCCUUUAAUUUUCCAGAUUUUCUUUCAUUUUCUUCUUUUUGAUUUUUCGACACAAUGAUGGUCGUGAAAAUUGCAAAAUAUUGAUAAAAAUCUUUUAUAAAUUUAUUUGUUAUUUUUAAUGAAAAAAAAAGCUUUAAAUUAUCAUUUUCAAAUGUAAAAAAUUCUCCGGAUGUAAGGAAAGAAUAAAAAAGGUUCUCCGUAUCUGAAAGAAAUCAGAGAAAAAAAUCUUAGUUUUUUUACUUCAGUCUCAUUUUAGGUAAAAAUAAAAGCAAAAAAAGAUUUAAAAAAAAUCUCAGAAAAAGUUUAAAGGCAUAUAAAUUGUUUUUGUUCAGGAGUAAAAAAAGGGUCCUGAAAAAGGGAAAAAGCAAUAAAGUUAAAAAAAAAUUAUGACCAUUACUAAAGGAGAUCAUGCACGGCAAUGUAAAAACUUCCUCUCUCGCAGAACAAUUUUGACCCAUUUCAUCUUGUAGAGAAUAAAAAUAAAAAACUAAGAAAAA
Molecule: messenger RNA, 1555 nt
Organism: Lutzomyia longipalpis
Lineage: Eukaryota; Metazoa; Arthropoda; Insecta; Diptera; Psychodidae
Exons: 2
Coding region: 223-507 (94 amino acids)
Source: RefSeq, a predicted model, not a curated record